AUGGGCCCGAAAAAUGAUCUUUUUACAAAAGAUGUCGAAUGCUCGAUGAUCGAAAUGGUGAAACAAUGUCCUUUACUAUGGGACACAACAAUGGAACAAUAUCGUCGAACUGAUCUUAAACGAGUACAUUGGGAUCGAAUAGCGCAAGCUCUAGGUCCCAAAUUUACAGGAGAUAUAGUUUACAAGCGGUUUCAAAAUAUGGAAAGUACUUUCCGUGCAAAUGAAAGAAGAAUAAGAGAAUCGCAAACUCGUUGUAGUGGGAAAGGAGCAGAUGAAAUUUAUAAACCAAAGUGGGAAUAUUACGAUAUGCUCUUAUUUUUAAAAAAAACCUGUACACAGAGCGACAGCAUUGAUAAUCUGUCUUUACAAAAUUAUUCCAAUCAGGAAACAGUGAAUCGUUCCUCUGUUCCUCAUACUUGUACUGAUGUGCAAAACACAUCAAUGGUUCCAAACAUUUAUUGUGAUGAAAACAUAGAGCAAUACAUGCUUAUUCCAUCCGAUGCAUGUACGAACAGUGAUAAAAUAUCACCCUCCAUGGAAUCAUACAGCUCAGAAGCCAGCUCAGAUCUAGUAUCAAUUGCGAUGACAUCUGCUAGUCAAUCACCUAUCUCAUCUACUAGUCAAGACAAAUUGGCAAUAAAUGAAACAUCAGAUCUUUCUUCUAGAACCGCAUUAGCUUCGUUAAAUACUAAACGCCCUCCUGAGAAUUCUUUAUAUGUUAAACAAGGAAGUUUAAAAAAAUCUAAAAUAAUGGAAGAUGCUGUAAAUGCCAUAAAAGAUAUGGCCCAAGAAAAUGUGUCUCCUCCAAAAAUGGAUACAUUUGAUAUGUUUGGUGCGUACAUUGCGUCUAGGCUUCGAUCAAUGACUCCUAGCAAUCGAGAAUAUUUUGAAAGAGAAAUUUUGAAAGUGCUAAGUCAACCAACAUUAUGA
Wasmannia auropunctata (little fire ant) is the source of this 930-nucleotide messenger RNA. RefSeq lists its product as uncharacterized. The coding region runs from base 1 to 930 and encodes 309 amino acids. The record is from RefSeq and is a predicted model, not a curated record. NCBI's taxonomy places the organism in Eukaryota, Metazoa, Arthropoda, Insecta, Hymenoptera, Formicidae. The transcript is spliced from 3 exons.